CCCUUAUCUUUUUUUCUCAUAUUAUCAAGUAGCAAACCCCCGACCGCCGCCCUCUUCUUCUUCUCCUCCCUCGAAUCGCUCCUCUGCCGGCGUCGAUUUCGCCGGGCCGGAGAUGGAUCCGCUCUCGGUUCUGCGGGAGUACGCGAUCCGGGGAGAGUUGGACCGCGUGAGCCGCAUCGGCGACGAGCUACGCUUCGGUUCCGAGUACGCCUUCCCCGCCUCCGCGGUCACCGCCUACCGCUCCAAGCAGGGCGGGUUCUACCACCUCGACGCCCUCCUCUUCUUUGCUCGUCACCACCAACUCAAGCACACCGACUACCUCCAGUCCGCCCGCCACCACCGGGUCACCACUGUCACUCUACCCGACCGCAAGGCCCUCCUCGAUUACCUCCUCGGCCGCACAGCCUCCUCCGAUGCCGUAUCGCUCCUCCCUCCUCCCACCUCCUCCGCCGCCAACGCCGUCGAGGAGUACCGCCCCGACGACCCCUCCCUCCCCAUCGAGGAGCCCCCUUCCUCUGCCCCCGCCGUCGACGCCUACGCCGCCGAUCAACCCACGACCGUGGCUGUCGACUACGUCGCCAUGAUCCGUUCCCUGGAGAGGCCCCUCAAGGACCGCGAGUCCUUCCUCGAAUGUCGCAACCGUGACUUCCACGCCGUGCUCCUCGCGUCCACCAAGCGCGAGGAGGAGAGACAGCGCCUCGAGUCGCAGCAGCGCAAGGAUGGCCUCGUGGCCAAGACGCGACUUAUUGGGACUGACGACCAUCAUCGUCCUGUUGUCGCCGCCUACGGCGGCGGUGGAGACGAUGUUUCUGAUGCCGUGGGCUCCAAGCCCAAGAUGCAUCUGAAGGGCAGCAAGAUUGGGGAGGGGGUUCCGAUCAUUCUCGUUCCCAGCGCGUACAGUACGUUGAUCACCAUCCACAAUGUAAAGGAAUUCUUAGAAGACGGGAUUUUUGUCCCGACGGAUGUGAAGGUGAAGGCACUGCAGGGCCCGAAACCUGACUGUGUGACAGUGCAGAAGAAACUGAGCCGGGAUCGUGCGGUGGCCGCCUACGAGGUCAGAGAUAAGCCCUCAGGGUUCAAGCCAGAGGACUGGGACCGUGUUGUGGCUGUGUUUGUGCUCGGCAAGGAGUGGCAAUUCAAGGACUGGCCGUUCAAGGACCACGUUGAAAUCUUCAACAAGAUUAUCGGGUUCUAUGUGCGUUUUGAGGACGAUAGCGUGGAAUCCGCAAAAACAGUGAAGCAGUGGAAUGUAAAGAUUAUUUCCAUUAGCAAACACAAAAGGCAUCAAGACCGAGCAGCUGCUUUAGAGGUUUGGGAUCGACUAGAAGAGUUCAUGCGAUCGCGAUCGCACACAUGACUCGCGAAAUGCCUUUCUAAGAACCACGAGAUGAUGACUCUAAUCAUUUCCAAUCAGUUAUAGGUUCAACUGUGUUGUAGAAUGUUGGAUUCAACCUAUUUAAGAUGAAGCAUGAUAUUAUUUCUGGAAA
This is a messenger RNA of Zingiber officinale, 1487 nucleotides long. Its product is annotated as protein CDC73 homolog. The record is from RefSeq and is a predicted model, not a curated record. NCBI's taxonomy places the organism in Eukaryota, Viridiplantae, Streptophyta, Magnoliopsida, Zingiberales, Zingiberaceae. Gene Ontology annotation, biological process: positive regulation of transcription elongation by RNA polymerase II; transcription elongation by RNA polymerase II. The coding region runs from base 113 to 1357 and encodes 414 amino acids. Gene Ontology annotation, cellular component: Cdc73/Paf1 complex. Gene Ontology annotation, molecular function: RNA polymerase II complex binding. The transcript has 3 exons.